UUUCACUUGUUCAAUUCAAUUCGCUAUUGGAACCCUAGCUUCUCCUCCUCCUUCUCCUUCUGCUCCAUUGCAGGGUGCCAGAGUCCUCACGCCCCGAACUCUAGCUACCAGAAACUCAAUUCGUGAGGGAUCGGAAUCGCGAUGGGGAAGAAGAAGAAGAGGGUUUCCUCCAAGGUCUGGUGUUAUUACUGUGAUCGCGAAUUCGACGACGAGAAAAUCCUGGUGCAGCAUCAGAAAGCCAAGCACUUCAAGUGCCAUGUCUGCCACAAGAAGCUCUCCACCGCUGGUGGCAUGUCCAUCCAUGUCCUCCAAGUUCACAAGGAAUCCGUCACCAAGGUGCCCAAUGCGAAGCCUGGCAGAGAGAGUACAGAUAUUGAGAUAUAUGGGAUGCAAGGGAUUCCACCAGAUGAGUUGGCUGCUCAUUAUGGAGAGGAAGAGGAUGAUGUUCCAUCAAAGGCAGCCAAGGUGGAUGUCCCAUCAGCCCAGCUUGUAGGUGGAAUGGUGCCGCCUCCUUUGGGUCCAGGAUAUCCUCCUCGAUCAACCUUGGGCCCAAUGCCACCAAUGUAUAAUCACGCUGUGCCUCCUAGUGCAUGGCCUGUUCCACCUCGACCUCAGCCAUGGUUUCCACAACCUCCAGCUGUUUCCAUGCCUCCUCCUGUUCCUUAUCCACAACAGCCAUUAUUUCCUGUGCAGAAUAUGAGGCCACCACUGCCAUCAACUACUUCUCUAGUUCAAACUCAGAUUACUCCUCCUGGAUUGCCUACAUCUACACCUUCUGUCCCAGUUUCACAACCAUUAUUUCCUGUUGUUGGAAAUAACCACACAUCAAGUCAAAGUUCAACAUUUUCUGCUGCACCUAUUUCUCCAGGUGUUGCAUCAAUAACCCCAGUGCUGUCUUCAAAUGUCCCUGUUGAUGCACAUUUGGGUGUCAACUCUUCUGUGACAAGUAGUUAUCAGGCAAUAGGGAUUCCAGGUGGGCCAGCAAGUAACUCACAUUCUUAUGCUUCUGGUCCAAAUACCGGUGGUCCUUCAAUUGGCCCUCCCCCAGUAAUUGCAAACAAAGCUCCUGCUCCUCAGCCCGCCACUAAUGAAGUCUACUUAGUUUGGGAUGAUGAGGCAAUGUCCAUGGAGGAAAGAAGAAUGUCUUUACCAAAAUAUCAGGUGCAUGAUGAAAGUAGCCAGGUAAGUCAUACUACCUCUGCAAUACAUGGAGUUGCUUUCACAUCUAACCAGAUGAGUAGGUUUUAUGCUUCCUAUUUACAGAUUCAGUUGUUUACGCAUUGUUACCUAUUUAAAGAGGUAUUUCUGUGUAAAUUUCUAGCCCUGUUUUGAGAAAAUAAAUGUCGAAGAAAAUAUGAUCCUUUUAAUCCUACCUCUUGCUUCAUAACCUAAGGGGUAAUUCAUUUUGUUUUAUUUUAAAUGGUCACUAUCGCUAAAAGCUAUGCCUCCAUUUUUGCGGGCCUCCAAAGGUUCAAGUAGGUAUUCUAUUAAUUUCUUUGGUAGUUAAUUAUAGUCACUAUAACAUAAUCUGUGAAGCUUGCUGCAAACAACCAACUUCGUGAUCCUUCAUCCCAGCAUUUGUACAUCGUUAAGAGUAUGUAUGUAUAUUUUUGUUGGGUUUGGUUUGCCAAUGUUAUUCUUUCUCCCCCUGCUUGAUUCCAAAAGUUUGGGGUUUACCCAACUGGUUUUUGCCCACUCGUAGCAUCAUUACAUUUAUUUUAUGGAACAAGUGAAUUCAGACUUGGCCCAGGUCAGCUUCUUUCGCAGAGUUUGGAUCUCUUGCAUAGGACCAGGCUCUAAAAUAUUUGGUUUGUUGUAAUUUGUGGUCUAUGAUUACUUGCUGAUCACUAUUUUCAUGUUUGUCUUUCAGAUGAGCUCCAUAGAUGCAGCCAUAGAUAAGAGGAUACUUGAAAGCAGGCUGGCCGGUCGUAUGGCAUUUUAGAUCAAUCUCAUCCAUACACACCUGUCAAAUGUCUUCAGUCAAAUGUCUUCAGUGAUAUGGUCUCAGAACGGCGUUUUAAUUAUCUGCUGACAACAUGUGUUCAACAUUCCUUUAUUUAAGGCAAGUAACCUUGUUAUUGUGCCAUUCUUUGCCAAAAUGGACAGUGGGCUCGGCCCUCAUAUUGAAAUCAAGGAAAGAAGGUUGCAAUGGGGUUUUGAAAUGCUUAUCUGGUAAUAUUUGCUCUAAGGAUGUUGCAGAGCUUUGUUUCUUUCUUUUUCCCGUACCUUUUCUCCCUUUGAUGUUUUUAGUCAAUCUUUUAGGACAUGGUACUUCAUUACCAUUUGGUGUAAUCUACAUGUCUUGUGUCUUUGGGAAACAAAAUUGACUGCAUUUCUUUGUUCUUCGUCAUUUGUAUUGUUUUACCUUAUCGCGAGUGUAAAAGAAAGUCAUGAAAGAGGAAAAUUACAAACCUUUGCAGACAAUAAAACUUAUUUGAAUACAACUUUUAUAUAUUCAUACUCA
Molecule: messenger RNA, 2464 nt
Organism: Lotus japonicus
Lineage: Eukaryota; Viridiplantae; Streptophyta; Magnoliopsida; Fabales; Fabaceae
Product: protein SUPPRESSOR OF FRI 4
Exons: 6
Coding region: 142-1332 (396 amino acids)
Cellular component (GO): nucleus
Molecular function (GO): DNA binding
Source: RefSeq, a predicted model, not a curated record